AUGGCUGGAGUUUUCAUUUUCAGAAACAUCUUCUCCUUUUCUCUCUCAGUUCUCUAUGCUCUAUUUCUAAUUUCAAAUCCCUCUUCUUCUCUCUCAUUCACUCGAACCCUACCAAACAGCCCCAACUUCGAUUCCGAAACUGCCCUCUUCGGCGACGCCGGGGUGAUCAUCAUCGACGACGGCCAGCCUUGCGUGAAACUCACGCGGCCAUCAACCUCGAGCACGGGGCUUCUCAUGCGCACAGAACCCUUCAAGUUCCUGGAUGCAAAACAGCCGACCUCUUUCUCUACGGAGUUCUCUUUCUCGAUCUCCCCUGGUAACAGUAGCGAUGAGGGUAAUGGGGACGGCAUUGUUCUCAUUUUCGUAGCUGGAGAAUCAUGGUCAAAAUGGUCGACGGUCGAAGGAGGCUCAUUCGCGCUCUCCAAAGAAAACAGAUUGACGGGCAAUGUAGGUGACCAGCACGCCGAUGACGUAGAAAUCAGUUUGAACGACUUCGACUCCUCUUUGAACUUGGUGCUAAGUAAUGGAGACAAGUUCAAGUCUUGGAUCGAUUACGAUGCGAGUUCGAAGAGACUGGAGGUUAGGCUGAGUAAAUCCGGGGACAGGAGACCGUACAGUCCCAUAAUUUGGCGUGCGGUUUAUUUGGCUGGAAUGCUGGGGGACGAGGACGUGCGCGUGGGCAUAGCUUCGCGGAACGGGAACUCGUCGCAGAGCGCGAGCAUAUAUUCGUGGAGAUUUAGGGUGCGAAAGUAUCCGUAUUCGAUGCACUCGUUUCCGGUGGAUCCGCAAGGAUAUGUUGUAAAGGACGAGGAGGAGCGCGGCGAGCGGGUGAGGAAGGUGAAGAGGAGUGGUUGUGUGCUGACAAUGAUGAGGGGGUUGAUUUUGGCAACGGUGUUUGGGGCGUUGGUGACUUUUGGAGCGCUGUUUUUGUGGGGAAUGCUUGUAAGUAGGCGCGAGGCUGGCUGUCCCGUCUAUGCUGCCGAUUUCGGGUACAAGAAGGUCGAUGUAGUUGUUGAGGAAAAUAGUGAUGGGUUGAAAAAGAAGGGGGAUGAAACUAAUGCAUGA
This is a messenger RNA of Carya illinoinensis, 1065 nucleotides long. RefSeq names its product lectin-like protein LEC. Lineage: Eukaryota; Viridiplantae; Streptophyta; Magnoliopsida; Fagales; Juglandaceae. Bases 1 to 1065 code for a protein of 354 amino acids. The record is from RefSeq and is a predicted model, not a curated record. Gene Ontology annotation, molecular function: carbohydrate binding. The transcript has a single exon.